AUGGAGAUAGUGGGACUGGAAGAUAUACCGAAACAACAAGGGUAUGAGUCAGAAGAUGAAGACAUUCCUGUUGAUCCUGAAUUACUCCCCAAGAAUUCUUUAAUGAGUUUAUUAUCAGGAAAUCAAACCAAAAAUAAAAAACAAAAAUCCCCAACUAAAUCGAAAAUACGAGAGAAAGAUAAUGACAAUAAAUAUAUUCAAAUGAUUAAUGAUAAUGAAAAUAUUAAUAAACUAGAAUCAAAAUUUUAUCGUUUGGGUAAAACAACUAGUUCGAAAGAUAUUUUGAAGACACGUAAAAAGUCAGACCCAGUACAACUUCCAUCGACUCCUCCAAAAUUAAAUCAUAUUGAUCCGGCACAUCUUUCUGAUAAUGAGUCGGAUGUAGCUGAUACCACACUAGAUAUAGAAGCAAAGAUAUAUGGGAAUAAGAAAUCAACAAGUGUUAAGGAUCUAUUUUCAAAUUUCAAACCUAAACAUGUAGUAACUUUAAAGAUUCCACCAGAUAUGUUAAGGAAAUGUUCAUCAGAUAUACUGGAAGAUGAACAUGAAGAUACAGAGAUUAUAGAGUCUAAGAUAUUUGCCAAUGCAAAAAGUGUUAAUGUUCAAGAUAUGUUCAAGCAAAUGAAGCCACAGCCAAAUAAAUUUGUAAGACUUAAAAUGAGUCCGGAUAUUUUACUAAGAUAUAGUUCUGAAGCUGAAGAUGAAAUAGAGGAAAUGAAUACUUCAGAUAUAGAAAGAAAGAUUUUUGAAUCGAAACCAAAAUCAAGUGUUUUAAGCAUUCUUGGUCUGAAACAACCGGUUGUUAAGUCUACUACUAAAAAAUCAAAAUUAACAACUGCCACCAAAGCUAAAGAGACAUUUUUUGUUACACUUAGAGUAAACCCAACAGAACUAACCAAAAUCAAACAAUACGAUAAUCCGUUAAUUACAAGAGGGGUUAAGACUAGUGGUGGUGGUGGUGGUGGUAAAUCAAGUAAGUCAUUUUUUGCAAGUAUGAUGCAAGCAAGUAAAGCUGCUACAAAAUUAGAACAUAUUCAACAAGAAAAGGAAAUCAAACCACCAGAAGAUUUGAAAAAAUGGCAAUUUCACAUUUACGACAAAAUGGAUAAUGACAUUCCAAGACAACUUAAUUUAAAGAGACGAGAAAGGAAGUUUGAUGUUGAUGUGGGAGGACAGUUUAGUUUAUGUCCCGACAUGUUGUCAUGUAAAAAUUCGAAACAAUACAAAUAUGAAACUAAACCGUUAUCAGAUCUACAGGAAUAUGCGAUGUUCAGACUACCCAAGUUACAAAAAGCACCAGCUUUACAGUUUGCAUUUAACAAAAUUGGUCAGAAUUCAGGAACUGAACUAUGGGUGGAUUUUUUCAAACCGCAACAGGUGAAUGAUUUAUUGAUGCAUAAGGAGAACAAAACACAGAUAUAUAACUGGAUUUCUAACUCCUUUGCCAAACUUGAAAAUCAGGCACCAUUGAAGGAUAUGAAACAAAAGAUCAAACAAAGAAGACUUCAACAACUACAGGAUCCGUUUGUGGUAUAUGAUAAUGAAGGUGAAGAAACCGAUGAGGAAGUAUUCUCUCCGUUUUUGAUUAUUCAAGGAUCUUGUGGAUCAGGAAAAUCUAGUGCUGUUCACACGGUAAUGAAUCAAUUACAAGGAUAUGUUCAUGAAAUCAACACAGGACAAAAUCGAGGUAGAAAAGAUAUUUACAAUAAUUUAAAAGAACUAUGUACUACUCAAUCCGUUAAAGACACCUCUGAGUUUCAUAAUGGAUUGGUAUUACUUGAAGAUAUAAAUAUAUUAUUUGAACAGGACAAGACAUUCUGGCAAGUUGUUCAAGAGAUUGUGAACAUUUCAAAAAGACCAAUUAUUUUAACUUGUGAAGAGUUAUGGAAUAUACCAAAAAGUUUAAUUGAAUUUGCUCAACAUGAUAAUUCAAUGGUAUUUAUGGAUGAUUAUACUGUGCUGAAAAAAUUAGUUGUUGAUUAUUUGUGGAUAUGUUGUUUGGUGCACCAUUGUGAUGUUGAAUUUCAAAUUUUAGAUGAUAUUGUAGAUGAGAAUUGGAAUGGUCAUAACUUUGAUAUAAGAGGAAGUUUAAUGCAAUGUCAAAUAUUAUGUGAAUCAUCAAAAACUGAUAGUAUAACCGUGAUCAAAAGACCUCCAUCAGUUGAAAGACCAGAAGUUACCAACUUAGCUGAUUUGAUGGAUCAACUCGAAAUGAGUUCCUCGGCGGAUGUUUUACAAUCAUUAUCAAAGUCACAAUUUAAGUUUACUAGACAGGAAAAUGAACUUGAUGAUAUAUAUUGGAUUGAUGAAUUUAAGCAAACCACAUUACCUUAUGAGUUGAACAUUGGAGAUGUUUUGCAAUCACAAUUUAAACAGCUUGAUAAAUCUAUUCCAGAAGUUAAAUUCUUAAUGAAUGAUUUACGUCAUGAAACAAAAACAUUCCUUGGAUCGAGGGCAAAAUUCUUCCUGAAUAUAAGUUUAAAGAGAACUCGAACUGGAGGAGGAUCAUUUUCAAUGUUGGAUACUGUUGGUGUUCCUGAUACUUCUUGUUUAAAUCAUGUGAGUAAUACUUCAUUUAUUCUUGAUAUCUUACCUAUGGCAAGACAUUGGACUAGAUUCCAAAAAUCAAUUGAUCAAUUUGAAAAUGAUUCAUUAGAACAAGGUAAACCAAGUAUUAAACAAUUUUUAAAAUAUCGUGACUUUAAUUAUGAAUCUACAUUAGAAGCAACUAUAAAUUUCAAUUAA
This is a messenger RNA of Candida tropicalis MYA-3404, 2745 nucleotides long. RefSeq lists its product as uncharacterized. NCBI's taxonomy places the organism in Eukaryota, Fungi, Ascomycota, Pichiomycetes, Serinales, Debaryomycetaceae. The transcript has a single exon. Gene Ontology annotation, molecular function: DNA binding. The record is from RefSeq and is a predicted model, not a curated record. Gene Ontology annotation, cellular component: nucleus. Bases 1 to 2745 code for a protein of 914 amino acids.